Colius striatus (speckled mousebird) is the source of this 495-nucleotide messenger RNA. It is a transcript of the gene MRPL55, whose product is annotated as mitochondrial ribosomal protein L55. Gene Ontology annotation, molecular function: structural constituent of ribosome. Gene Ontology annotation, cellular component: mitochondrial large ribosomal subunit. Gene Ontology annotation, biological process: translation. The record is from RefSeq and is a predicted model, not a curated record. The transcript is spliced from 4 exons. NCBI's taxonomy places the organism in Eukaryota, Metazoa, Chordata, Aves, Coliiformes, Coliidae. Bases 101 to 460 code for a protein of 119 amino acids.
CCCCCGCAGCAUCGCGCGUCCCGCCAGGCCCCGCGCGCGUGACGCCACCGGGCGGCGCGGCCACGAUCCGGCCUCGGCCUCACUCACCCCGAAGACUAAGAUGGCAGCGAGUGUGAGGGCGCUGAGCGCCCUGCGCCCCGCCGCCGUCCCCGCGCUGCUGCCGCCGCUCACCGCCUCGGUCCGCCGCGGCUCCAGCCGCGCCUCCAUCUCCCACCUGCACAGGCAGCUCUACGGCCGCCUCUACCCCGUGCUCCUCGUCAAGACCGACGGCUCCACCAUCCGCCUCCGCUACCGGGAGCCCAAGAGGAUCCUGCUGCUGCCGCUGGACAGCAACACGCUGCCCGAGGCCGAGCGCAGGGCCCGGCUGCGGAGGCACUUCCCGAGCAGGACAAAGGCCGUCGCGGAGGAGACGUUCGAGGGCAUCGACCUGGACACCUACAAGCGGUUUUGGAAGAAAUAAGCGAGCGUGUGAAAUAAACCCGAAACCAAACCGAA